Trichechus manatus latirostris (Florida manatee) is the source of this 309-nucleotide messenger RNA. It is a transcript of the gene APOC2, whose product is annotated as apolipoprotein C2. The record is from RefSeq and is a predicted model, not a curated record. Gene Ontology annotation, cellular component: very-low-density lipoprotein particle; intermediate-density lipoprotein particle; low-density lipoprotein particle. Bases 1 to 309 code for a protein of 102 amino acids. Gene Ontology annotation, molecular function: lipid binding; phospholipase binding; phospholipase activator activity. The transcript has 3 exons. NCBI's taxonomy places the organism in Eukaryota, Metazoa, Chordata, Mammalia, Sirenia, Trichechidae. Gene Ontology annotation, biological process: negative regulation of very-low-density lipoprotein particle clearance; positive regulation of phospholipase activity; positive regulation of lipoprotein lipase activity.
AUGGGCGCCCGAUACCGACACCUCCUUGCCCUGUUCUUUGUACUCCUGGUGUUGGGACUUGAAGUCCAUGGGAACCGCCUGCCCCAGGCAGAUGAGCCCGCCAGCCCUGCCCUGCUCGCCCAGGUGCAAGAAUACCUCCAUGGGUACUGGGAUGCAGCCAAGAAUGCCAUGAAAGACCUGUAUCACAAGUCCUACCUGCCCAGUGUAGACGAGAAAGUCAGGGACAUGUACAGCAAAGGCACAACAGCUAUGUCCACCUACACUGGGAUUUUCACUGACCAGCUCUUGUCUAUGCUGAAGGGAGACUAG